Molecule: messenger RNA, 1584 nt
Organism: Ilyonectria robusta
Lineage: Eukaryota; Fungi; Ascomycota; Sordariomycetes; Hypocreales; Nectriaceae
Product: oxidative stress survival, Svf1-like protein
Exons: 4
Coding region: 180-1334 (384 amino acids)
Biological process (GO): response to oxidative stress
Cellular component (GO): cytoplasm
Source: RefSeq, a predicted model, not a curated record
CAAUAAAAAGAGUCUUCCCUACACAACAAUCCAUCGUUCUCUCAGUUCAGCAUGGUAUAGCAGAAAAUACUGACCUUGCAUUUAUUUGGGUAACUACCCGCAUCCGGUCCUUUCAUCUGCAACCGUUUCCGACGCUUCCGCUCUAUCCGCACGCCCAGGCACUGCCCCAUCACGCCACCAUGUUCAACUGGGCCAAGCAGCAGAUGGCGUAUGUCGCCGGCACCCAGGAGCCGAUCUACGGCCCGUCUGCCAUUAAGUCUGUGGCGCUGGAGGCUGAGAAGACGCCAUUUACCGAGCUCCAACGCGAUGAUCUAGCAUGGCGGGCGAUGGAAUCAACUUCCGUCGAGACGCAGAUCUUCUACGUGACCAGCAAAAGUGGCCAUAUCGCCUUUGUCGAGAUCAUCUAUAGCAACGUAGCCGGCCUCCGCACUACCUGCCAGUUCAUCUGCAAGAUAUUCUACCCCGGCCAAUCUCAGCCCCAUCUCUGGUCCUCAACUCCCCUCAGCAACAUUGAGGUUAGCGAGGACAGAACCUGCUUCUAUGCGGAUGACUGCGCUGUAGAGUUAUCUGACGACGGUUCUUUCUAUACUAUUAAGAGUAUAAAUGACGAGAAUGCCAUCGUGAACCUCAAGGUAUCUCGUGUCGCCCCCGGCUUUUAUGCAGGGUCUUCAGGUACCAGCCACUUCGGUACCGACCUGGAGAACCCUUGGGGAUGUAUGCGACACACGUUUUGGCCGCGUUGCGUUGGGGAGGGCACAAUCUCUACUCAAGACGGCCUUCUCGAUUUCGACAAGGGCGAAGCUGUCUUCAUUCACGCACUCCAGGGCAUGAAGCCACACCAUGCGGCUGCGACAUGGAAUUUUGUCAACUUCCAGGGCCCCCAAUAUUCGGCCGUCAUGAUGGAGUUUACCACACCGCCAUCCUAUGGUUCAACUGUGGUGAAUGUAGGCUGCAUUGCCAAGAACGACGAGAUCGUUAUCGCCGGCUGCAAAAAUACCGCGACCCACACCGCUACCGUGGAAGACCCUGUCAACGGCUGGCCCGAACCUACAGAGGUCCGGUAUACUUGGUCUGGAGCUGGCAAGGAUGGCGAAGCUAUUGAAGCCACGAUUGAGGGUCCUCUUGGUGAGCGAGCCGAUUGUGUUGAUAUUAUGGCUGAAGUGCCGGGCUUUAUCAAAACAAUCAUUGCUGGGGCUGCUGGUACCAAACCGUACCUCUAUCAGUUUCGUCCCAACCUCACCCUAAAGUUGAAGAUCGGCGACCAAGAAAUCAUCGAGGAGGGUACUUUGUACACAGAGGCCACUUUCAUCACAGACCUAGGUGGCAGUGAAUAGGUCCGAUGAUUUUUCGAGGGGCGCUAUUACAUCGUAUUAAUCAACCAAAGGUCAGCACGCCAUUGCCAGUCGUCUGGAUUGGAGGGCUUUGUCUCAAUAUGUUUUAUUCUCCAUGGCAUUUCUAAAGAUAGCCCUGUUCCCUAUUUUUCCGCAAAAGAGAACUAGCUGGGCUGGGUCGAUCGAAAGCCAUUCAUUUCAUUUUAAUUAAGUAGACGUUUAAGUUAGCAUAAUAUACUCUCUAAUUCUCAAA